Messenger RNA from Lactuca virosa, 1335 nucleotides. The record is from the annotation of a GenBank genome assembly. NCBI's taxonomy places the organism in Eukaryota, Viridiplantae, Streptophyta, Magnoliopsida, Asterales, Asteraceae.
AUGCAAUCUCAUUCCUUGAAAUUGCCUCCAACAUUGUCAUGUCAGGAAUACCCUCCUGGAGUAAACAUUAUACCUAUGGGAAGCAAAACAGCACAACCUUUUCGUACAACAAAUUUGAUUGUAUUUACAAAUGGGAAUAAUCCAGUUGAACAUGAAAGUAGUCCCUUUGUUGCUCAAGGAGAUGCAAUGAUUAUAGAUCCUGGAUGUCGAUCAGAGUUUAAUAAAGAGCUUGCAGAAAUUGUUACUGCUUUACCACGAAAGUUAAUUGUAUUUGUCACUCAUCAUCAUCGUGAUCAUGUUGAUGGGCUUUCAACUGUUCAGAAGACCAAUCCUGAUGCUUGUCUUUUGGCUCAUGAAAACACCAUAAGCCGCAUUAGAAAAGAUGAUUGGUCUGUUGGUUACACCACAGUUUCUGGAACAGAAGAGAUCUGCAUUGGUGGAGAGAGAUUCAAAAUCAUAUUUGCUCCAGGGCAUACAGAUGGACAUCUAGCAUUGUUGCAUGUUAGCACUAAUUCAUUGAUUGCAGGUGAUCAUUGUGUGGGACAAGGAAGUGCUUUCUUGGAUAUAAAUUCUGGUGGUAAUAUGAAUGAUUACUUCCAAACAACUUACAAAUUUAUGGAUCUCUCACCAAAUGCUUUGAUCUCCAUGCAUGGAAGGGUUAAUUUAUGGCCAAAACACAUGCUUUGUGGUUAUCUCAAGAAUCGUAGAAGUAGAGAAUCUACAAUCUUGAAAGCAAUAGAAUCAGGUUCAAAAACUUUGUUUGAUAUAGUUGCAUAUACAUAUGCUGACGUGGACAGAAAUCUUUGGGUGAUUGCUGCAUCUAAUGUGAGGCUUCAUGUUGAGCAUCUUGCUCAUCAAAACAAAUUGCCUAAGGAGUUCUCUUUAGAAAAUUACAGCCGCAGUUGUUCUCAAUUUAGUGUCCACGUGGGUAAAUUAUAAACGAAUGCAACAACAGCUGUCACUUGCCCCUUCUUACCUUAGGAGUUUUGUGUAGAGAAGUUUGAGUCAACGUGUAGAGUUCAUUUCUUUUCACGGUGGAUGUGGACAUAUGUACAAAACCGCAUUAAUUCUCCAACUUUGAUGCUGCUCGGUGCUGUAACAGCAUCUGGUAUUGCUUUAUUGUGUUCCGUGCGUAAUAAAUAAUAAUCUCUCAAUUCUAGAUGAAAGUUGUAGGAUUUACAAGUUAUAUGAUGUAUUAAAUUUAAACUUAUUUAAAUAGAUGUUGAGAAUGGUUUGGAAAAAUUAUAUUUUAGAUUACAAUGAUUGGGAUGUGCAAAUUUGAUCUCGAUAAUGUACAUACGUCACACUCAUGUAUUAUUAAAUGCUCGAGUGGAC